This is a messenger RNA of Pleuronectes platessa (European plaice), 4397 nucleotides long. RefSeq lists its product as uncharacterized. The coding region runs from base 836 to 2788 and encodes 650 amino acids. Gene Ontology annotation, cellular component: transcription regulator complex; histone deacetylase complex. Gene Ontology annotation, biological process: negative regulation of DNA-templated transcription; regulation of transcription by RNA polymerase II. Gene Ontology annotation, molecular function: transcription corepressor activity. NCBI's taxonomy places the organism in Eukaryota, Metazoa, Chordata, Actinopteri, Pleuronectiformes, Pleuronectidae. The record is from RefSeq and is a predicted model, not a curated record. The transcript has 13 exons.
UGUUGUCCUGCGACCUGUUGAACAAAGGUUCUGUCCCACAAUACUCCUCCUACUAUUACUACUGCUACAAGUAUAAUACUUAUACCACGACAGUACUAUACUAUUGAUUAUGGAGAAUAUGAAUCUAAGUGACCUCCUCAUUUGAAUGAAUCCCCACAUUAAAGCUGUUUGACUCCAGAUUGAGUUUCAUUGAUUUGCUGGUGACAUGUUUGAGCGGCUGUGAACCGCUCGUCAUGAGGAAGAAGAAGAAGAAGUCGAGCAGAGGAAGAACAUGUGACCACAUCCUGACUCUCUCUCAGGCAGAGGCACUUCAUGAUGGUUCAGAAAUGAAAACCUGGUGUAAUAUCCAUCAACAGAACAGAGCACUGAGCUGACCAGGAUCUCCUGAAGCAGAUCAACAGAUUCACGUGACGACAUCAUCCUGACGACAACCUGCGACACACACAACCAUGCACACACACACUCAUCAUGUCUGACCUGUGGACCUUCUCCUCCUCCUCUCCUCCUCCCAUCAUCCAUCAGUCAGCUCCGCCCCUCUCCUCCCCCUCAUCACUCAGAAACCACGGAAACGCUCCCCACCUCCUCCCUCCUCCUCCUCCUCCCUAUGUGACCUCCCCUCAGCACCUCCCUCCUCAGCUCCUUCCUCCUCAGCACCUCCCUCCUCAGCACCUCCUCUCCGGCCCUCAUCAUGAUCCAGGUCUGAUCAAUCUAAACUGGAGGGAGUCUGAGCUCUGCUCCUUCGACAGUGUGUUCUACCAGACCACAGCUCUUCUGGAUCUGCAGAACCAGAGCGGUCCUGAUGUGACUCAGCAGCAGGACACACACAGGUUCUCUUAUGACGCUCACCCUCUUGUUCCCGGUGGAGUGUGUGGACAUGGGGACACACCCGGUCCAGGUCAGGACCCCUGGGGGCCUCUGGAGACGACUCUGCCCCAGACACAGUGUCCUCCAGUGGGCUCCAUGUCUGGAGGAGUGGGCCUGGUGGGGGUGGAGCUCAGCAGCAGCUGGGAACCAGCCGAACACUCACUUCUUCCCCGAUGGUUACCAUGAAGGUUACCAGGACAGCUACCGAGACGCUUACCAUGACGGGUACGUCCCACAUGUCUUCUGCAGCCCCACCACCCCGGGUCCCAGUCCUCAUUACCCACAAACCCACAGCCUCUCCAGCCCCGCGCCUCACAUCCAUCCCAUCAACGAGAAUCUGGGUUUUCACAGAGAAACAUCCACGCAGCUGAUCCCAGAUCAAACCUUCCACCGCUGCCCUCUGACCUCUGAAGCUCCUCAGCACCUCCUUCAUCAGACGAGUCAGCACCUCCUCCUGAACCAAGCGGAUCUGAUCCAGGACCAGACGGACGUCUUCGACCCCAGUUUCUCUCCUCAGGCAGGAGGCCAGAGUGUGAGCGGUGCUGCCCAAGGUCCGAGCCUCGCUGCUGGGCUGAUGUGGAGCGACAAGCCUGGAGGAGGAGGAGCAGGAGAGGGAGGAGGAAGAGGAAGAGGAGGAAGAGGAGGAAGAGGAGGAGGAGGAGGAGGAGGAGGAAGAGGAAGAAGAGGAAGAGGAGGAGGAGGAGGAGGAAGAGGAAGAGGAAGAGGAAGAGGAGGAGGAGGAGGAGGAGGAGGAGGAGGAGGAAGAGGAGGAGGAGGAGGAGGAGGAGGAGAGGCACAACCACAGUCUGUGGUUUUUAGCUCCUGUAACAUGAAAAGUUCACAACCUGAAAACAACACAAAGGUUUUAGACAACAGCAGGCUGCUGUGCACAGUGUGUAAGAGAGACUUCCGGAGUCUCCCGGCGCUGAACGGUCACAUGCGCUCUCACAGCUGCUCGAAGAAGGGGGAGGUUCCACCCGUCCGCCGCUCCGUGUCUGUGGUGAUGCCGGUGUCUGUGCCCGUCCAAUCCAGAGCGGCGUCCAAGGCGUGUAGGGCUGGACAGAGGAGAAGCAGUCGCUCGUCUCCAGCCACCGGAGGCGCUGUGCUCUACCGCAGCCUGAUGCACCUGGAGGAACAGGAAGUGGUCACUAGGGGCAGCGCAGCGGCCAGAGAGGUCGAAGGUCAUUACACCCCUCCGCCCAUGCUGUGUCCGGUCAGGGCGGGGCCGGGGCUGUACUGCUCCGUCACCACCAGGAGGCAGCGGAGAGCACCGACCGUUCAGCUCCACAGCUCAAACAAUGGACUCAGUGACCUUGUUGCCAUGGAGACACCAGCAACAGAAAUCAAUAAGCCGAGGAUCAAUGUAGGGCGGGGCUUCCAGGCUGAAGUCCCACCUCUUGGCAACCAUAAAUACGCCCACUCUGACUCCCAGAAUGCAUUGUGGCUGUGGACGCCGUGUGACGAGCUGGAGAAACCCGUCAAUCAACAGCGAGUCACGACUCUGUUGACGAUGGCUCGCUCCAGUGUGGUGCCAGGGGGCGGGGCCAGCCCAGAGUACGCCCUCACCGUCCUAUCAGAGAGCGCAGGAGACUUUCUGCUGACGCUGGAGAAACUUCUGUCGACUCCCGAGUCCUCGGACCAGAGCCGCGCAGAUGUGACGUGGAGCGCGGCUGAGACGACGGCGCUGGUCAAAUCUCUGCGGCUCCAUCGGAAAGACUUCAGCAGAGUUCAGAGAGCGGUUCAGACCAAGUCCGUCUCGCAGUGUGUGGAGUUUUAUUAUCUGUGGAAGAAGCAUCUGAGUCUGAGAGCGAGGCCCCCUGCUGGGCUGACCGUCACUCUGCCCGAGACCAAAGUCCGGAGCUCGUCAGACCACGGAGACGAGCGUGACCCUGAACGACCUUCGGCUCCCGACCGGAGGAGGUGACGAGAGCGGCUCUCAGUUUGAAGAACCAGAAACACAACUGGUGAUUGUGUUUCACUCAUUGUGUCAUCAAGUUGUGUUUAACAAGUAAAGGUUAUAGGUCUGUGAUCAGUUGAGUCCAACCCUUGUGAAUAAUCAAUAAUAACCAGUGCGUUCAUGUAACCACGCGACUGGUUUGUGUUUACCACUGGUUCUUUCUGAGGAAACGAGACUCAAACCAAAUAAAAAGUCAACUUUGAAAUCAGGAAAUGUGACGACAUCCUUUCACGUCUUUCACGACCUCACAUGAUGUGUAGAGCCUGUCGGGUUCCACAGAUCCUCCUUCUCUCUCUGAGCAGAUCCCAGGUCAGGUUAGAGAUAAAGGACCAGCAGGACAUUGUGUCUUCACUCAGGGACGUUCAGGUCGAACUCAGAGGCUCCAGACAGAGACACCGACUCUUUGUGUGUCUCCCCAGACGUGAGGACACAAUGUGAUUCAUGAACACACACUUUAGACUGAACUGUCCAAUAGGAUGCAAACAGCUCCAUGAUACAGAGAGGGACCUUCAUGUGCUGCUGGGAUGGGUGAGGCAGGGUGAGGGAGAUAUACUGGGAGGCUGUGGGAGACGUCUUCAGACUGGGUGGAGACAGUUGCUCUGUUAGUGUUUGUGUGUUGUUUCACCUUCUGGUCUCUUGAUGCAUCAAGUCGACAUUAAAACCUUCAGCUGCUGCCAGGAAACUUCCAGGAAACUUCCAGGAAACUUCCAGGAAACUUCCAGGAAACUUCCAGAACUAAACACAAGAGAGAAAACGUCUGUUGAACAAAGUGAAGAAUCGUGACUCUGAAAACUCACCAAUCACAUUAAUGUCUUAAACUGAUCAAACACUGAACACAACAGGAAGCUGAGUCAAACCACUGAUGGAAACUAACAUGACCCGACACACACACACACACACACACACACUAUCACACCCACAAACACCCACAAACACACACACAGCGGCUAUCAGAAAUGACUCGUCAGUCUCACAAAGGUGACACUGUGACAGGAAGUGUGUGUGUGUGUGUGUGUCUCUGUGUGUGUCUCUGUGUGUGUGUGUGUGUGUGUCUCUGUGGUUUUCAUUCAUUCAGGUUCAGUUUCACACUGAAGUUUCUGACCUGAAACACUGAACCAACACACGUAGACUUUACUGAUGAUGCAGUCGAGCUCCGACAAACACUUUAAUAAUGUUGUUACUUAUACAACACAAAGAUUUUAAUUAUAUUUAUAUACAUAUAUAAUAUAUGUGUGUAUCAUUAUGGUAAAGUAGUCUCACUUAUCUUUUUGUCCACUUUUGAAUCGCUUUGUGUCUCAAGGUCAGAGGUCAACAAGAUCCCAUGAUGCAUCCUGAACCAGGGACUGGACUGAAGCUACACACACACACACACACACACACACACACACACACACACACACACACACACACACACACACACACACACACACACACACACACACACACACACACAGGUUUAGUUGCUAAAGUUCAUGAUGUACUUCCAGUUCAGUGAAGUUAGUUCUGUGGCUGAAUAUGAAAUUUAAAAAGUCCUUUAUUUUCUGUAAUGUUGUGAAAUAAAAUGUGUUGAACAGUU